Messenger RNA from Penicillium nucicola, 1200 nucleotides. Its product is annotated as methionyl-tRNA formyltransferase. The transcript has 4 exons. Gene Ontology annotation, molecular function: methionyl-tRNA formyltransferase activity. Gene Ontology annotation, cellular component: mitochondrion. Bases 1 to 1200 code for a protein of 399 amino acids. Gene Ontology annotation, biological process: biosynthetic process; conversion of methionyl-tRNA to N-formyl-methionyl-tRNA. The record is from RefSeq and is a predicted model, not a curated record. Lineage: Eukaryota; Fungi; Ascomycota; Eurotiomycetes; Eurotiales; Aspergillaceae.
AUGUGGACGAUACCGAUUUCAGGGAGCUUGCGUCUCUGCAAGCGCCCAUUGGCCUUCAGAGGGAUUGUCUUUAGGUCCUACACGACGAAAUCCUCCGAUCCUCUCCGCAUUCUCUUUUGCGGCUCCGAUGACUUCAGCAUCGCUUCCCUAAACGCUCUUCGUGCCUAUCAAUUAGCCAAUCCAGAAAGGAUCUCCUCAAUUGAUGUGGUGUGCAGACCUGGCAAAAGAGUUGGGCGAGGGUUGAAGCAGAUUCGAGAAGUACCGAUUAAAGCAGCCGCAACUGCCCUUUCUUUACCGGUUCAUGAGAUUGAUACUUUUACUAAUUGGAAGCCGCCAACUUUGUCGGGUGGUCCCAUAAACUUGGUUAUUGCAGUCUCCUUCGGCCUAUUUGUGCCAUCGCGCAUAUUAAAUGGGGCCAAGUAUGGAGGGCUGAACAUACAUCCAUCAUUACUACCAGAUUUUCGUGGUCCCGCACCACUACACCAUGUUCUUUUGUCUGGUCAGAGAACCACGGGCGUAACACUCCAGACCUUGCACCUCAAACACUUCGACCACGGAGUGGUGCUAUCUCAAACCCCGGCUCCUGGACUUGAAAUUCCCAAUCCGGACUCUUGCACAGUGCCCGAGUUGAUAGACUUGGUUGCGCCGAAAGGAGCAGAACUGCUUGUCAAUGGCAUCGAGAAGGGUCUAUAUGUACCCCCAGUGGUUGAUGUUAGAGGGCACGCCGCUGAAGUGAGUGGCGAGUUGACUCAUGCAACCAAAAUCACACCAGAGGACCGGCGCAUUGACUGGGCGAACUGGACACUUGCGAACAUUAACAGGCGCAGCCGUGUGAUUGGGCCUCUUUGGAGUACAGCCCUUUGCGCAUCUAAUGUUGAAAGCGCAUCCCCGUCAUUCCAGCAAAAACGAUUGAUUCUUACAGACGUUGAAGAGGUUGACCCACCGCAAGGAUGCAACGCGUUCUCAAUCAUGCCCGGUCUGCCAUUCACAAAUGCUUCCUAUCCAGUCCAACCAAAGAAGGGACGGGAGCUCUACGUUUUCACUAAAGACAAAAAGUUGAUGCGCAUCAACCGCAUGAAAGUCCAAGGCGAACAGGAUGCCGAAGGACUACGGGCUGCUAUCAAAGCUCGCAUGUUCUGCGAUCAAGCUUUCAACUAUGACGGCGUGGAAUUUACUCCCUUCCGUAACGCCCUAGUUUGA